Molecule: messenger RNA, 2209 nt
Organism: Sorex fumeus (smoky shrew)
Lineage: Eukaryota; Metazoa; Chordata; Mammalia; Eulipotyphla; Soricidae
Gene: ELK4
Product: ETS transcription factor ELK4
Exons: 5
Coding region: 165-1457 (430 amino acids)
Biological process (GO): cell differentiation; regulation of transcription by RNA polymerase II
Cellular component (GO): nucleus
Molecular function (GO): sequence-specific DNA binding; DNA-binding transcription factor activity, RNA polymerase II-specific
Source: RefSeq, a predicted model, not a curated record
GCUCGGCCUCCGCCGCCGCCUUGUCGGGCUCCGGCGCGGGGGUCGCCGCGGCCGCCGCGCCGCCCUCCAGCUGCCGGCGUGAAGCGGCGGCGGGCCGAGACGAGCGUCGGUGGUCGAGGCGCACACUCGGAGGGAGCCCCGCGCGCGCGGCCUCGCUUGUUGCUAUGGACAGCGCCAUCACCCUGUGGCAGUUCCUCCUGCAGCUCCUGCAGGACCCUCAGCACAAGAACACCAUCUGCUGGACCUCCAACGACGGGGAGUUCAAGCUUCUGCAGGCCGAAGAGGUCGCUCGUCUCUGGGGCAUUCGGAAGAACAAGCCUAACAUGAAUUACGAUAAGCUCAGCCGAGCCCUCCGAUACUACUAUGUAAAGAAUAUCAUCAAGAAGGUGAACGGUCAGAAGUUCGUGUACAAGUUCGUCUCUUACCCGGAGAUUCUGAGCAUGGACCCCAUGACGGUGGGUCGGAUCGAGGGAGACUGCGAAGCCCUGAGCCUCGGCGAGGUCAGCGGCAGCUCCAGAGAGACGGAGAGCGGGGGCCGCGAGAAGCCCCCGCAGCCGGGUGGCAAGACCUCGAGCCGCAAUGACUACAUCCACUCGGGCUUAUAUUCUUCGUUUACGCUCAACUCUUUGAACUCCUCCAAUGUGAAGCUUUUCAAACCUGUAAAGAAUGAAAAUGCAGCCGAGCGGCUGGCAGAGAAAAAGUCUCAGGAGCCAGCCCCUUCCGUCAUCAGAUUUGUCACCACCCCUCCCAAGAAGCCGCCUCCCGAACCUGUGGCUGCCGCCCUUGCCACGGGCCCAAGUAUCUCUCCGCCUUCCACAGAGACCAUCCAAGCCCUGGAGACGUUGGCUUCCUCCAAACUGCCUUCUCUGGAGGGCCCUGCCCCGGCCCCCCGGGCCCCCCCUGCCUUCCCCCCGCCGCUGCCCGUGUCCUCCAUCUCCCCGUUGCAGGAGCCAGCUAGAACCCCCUCCCCACCGCUGAGUUCCAAUCCGGACCUUGACACGGACAUGGAUUCCGUGGCCUCUCAGCCCGUGGAGCUUCCCGAGGACUUGUCCCUGGAGCCUGCAGAGCAGGAUUCGGCUUUGCCAGAAAAGGACAAGACCAGCAGCUCCUCGAGAUCCAAGAAACCCAAAGGCCUUGAGCUGGCGCCCACUCUGGUGAUCACAGGCAGUGACCCGAGCCCCCUGGGGAUCUUGAGCCCCUCUCUCCCGACUGCGUCUCUUACUCCGGCUCUCUUUUCACAGACGCCCAUCCUGCUGACCCCGAGUCCCCUGCUCUCCAGCAUCCACUUCUGGAGCACGCUCAGCCCUGUGGCCCCCCUGAGUCCCGCCAGGCUGCAAGGUGCUAACACGCUUUUCCAGUUUCCUUCUGUGCUGAACAGUCAUGGGCCAUUCACUCUGUCUGGCCUGGAUGGACCUUCCACCCCCGGCCCAUUUUCCCCAGAUCUUCAGAAAACAUAACCUCUGCACUUGCAGAAUGAGAGAACCAAGGACUGAGGAGACAGAGACAUCAGCGUGGUUGCAGUGAAGUGAGCGAUUGAUCAUCCUAUAGUGCUGGUGACAAACCAUGGAGAUUUGGGCUGUUCCUCCACUGAAAUGCCUUGAUAGGGUUCCCUUUGAGAAGAACUCGAGUUGGAACUGUGUGUAAAGAUGCCUUAUUGGAGUCCAAACUCCAUUGCCCUCUUUAUCAACUUUUUUUUAAAAAAUAUUUUUAGUUUUAUUUUAAUAAAUGUUUGGCAGGAUUAGCAGCUAUGCUUUGCAAGAGGAAUCAAGAGCAAAGUUAUUCCUGCCUUAUCAGAACACUUUGCCUGGAAAAAAAAAACUAUGCCUCAAGUAUAUUAUUUAAGGAUAGACUAGUUCAGUGAAAUGGCACUAUUGCCAUUCAGCGAAAUUGGUCCUAUCUUCAAGACUAAGCAUAUUCUGUUGAAUAAUUAGAAGUGAGCUGUAUGUAAGCAAUAGGGCGAAAAGAAUCAUUCCAUUUAUACGGAGUAAGAGUGGAAUGGUGCCAUUUCUACUUUCUCCGAAAGCAGAAUGGGGGGGAAGAGUCUACUGUUGUCAGCUGUAACAUAUGUAAGUAAUUCUGCAAAGCGACACCUUUUCUCGCUGAUUCAGGGUGGGGUGCUUAGCCCUUUUCGUAAUCUCGCCUCAAGCCUGUCACUAGAGCAUGGAUCCAUUCCGCCACAGGAAGAUGAUUUAACGUGGGGUUUGAGACA